GGUCUCACACCAGAGGUCGAUUCUCUGGCAUCAGAAGAGAUCCGUCGCCUGCAGGAGCAGAACAGCACCCUGCGGGCUGUGGUUACCCAGAUGAGGAAGGACAUGGAGGGCCUCAGCCGUCUCCUACCCCAGCCACAGGCCUCCUCUCCUCAGCCAGUUCGGCAUCAAGGAGGCCCUCCCACCACCUUCUUUACGCCUACAGCUGACACUCAGACUGGACCACCGGCCCAAACCGCUGACAUUUCCUCCACCAUCAGCCCAGCAGACUACACUCAGGCUCUGGAGCAGGAGGUGUCCCAACUAAAGGCUCGAUGCAGGCACCUCGAGGAGAAGCUAGAAGGGGCUGUAGGACUCCCCAGCCUGGCUCCAGUCACAGAGGACCCGGUACCCACAGUUCCACACAACACACACCUACAGUACCAGGGGCAAGGUGGUCUUUGUUUGGAGAAUCGUGCUAACACCUCUGCUUUGAUGAGGCUGGAGGCCAGAGUGGCACACGUCAUAGAACAGAAUGCACAGCUCCGAGAGGAGAACCUGUAUUUGCAGCAGCAGCAGGCCUCAGGUCAGAUGUCAGUUGGUCUGUUUGAAGAUGUCCAGGGUGCUAAAAGCAACCCUCGUCUCCUGCACACCAGGCUGAAGCAGGCAGCGUCCUGCAUCGCCCGGCUGAGCAGAGAGAAACAGCAGCUGAUAGAGAUGGGCAACCGCCUCCGUGCACAGAUCACCACUGCUGGACUAAAGGAAGCAGUGGAACCAGAAAGGGACUCCUCCACAGAAAAACUAGGAGAGCAACAUGACCGACUGUCUGCUCUGGAACAGCUGCAGUACCAGCUCACCACACAGGAGCUGCAGUACGCUCUGAGGCAGAGGGUUUGCACUCUCGCUGAACAAGUCCUCCCUGGAACCCACAACCUAGGCCCUGCCACUAAAGGGGCUGCCAAUCCUAGGUCCCAGGGGCACGAAAGCGCAGACAGGCCUGAGCACUCCAAGAACAAAGAGAACACUCCUCCUCUCAGCCAGUCUGUGAGGUCCCUGGACCAUGGGCCACAGCCCCGCUCAGGUCAGUCCAGAUCUCUACUGUCAUCGGAGGAAUCACUGCGGUCAUUAAACCAGCUGUGGGAAAUACUGGACCAUGGACUCAGUCCAUCUAUUUACUCUGAAGAUCUUUUAGAGGGGCGGGGCCUACCAGCGCGAUGUUUGGCUGACAUCACAAAGCGUUCAGAAGUCAGUCCUGGGUCCAGUACAACUUGUGACAGUGUGAUGAGGGAAACCUGA
Molecule: messenger RNA, 1272 nt
Organism: Morone saxatilis (striped sea-bass)
Lineage: Eukaryota; Metazoa; Chordata; Actinopteri; Moronidae
Product: coiled-coil domain-containing protein 57-like
Source: RefSeq, a predicted model, not a curated record